AUAGCGUCCUCUUUUCCAGCCCUCUCAGCGGCGGCGACUCCUAUUUGUUCUCCUGUGGUACGCCAGACCACGUUCUGAUUGCGGCUCGUAGCCCGCGUUGCUGGAGCCUCAUCUCGUCGAGCGCACCUGAUCCGGGGAUUAGUCCGUCAGCUUCAUAGACGCUCAUCUGGCAUCUCACCCAGGCACAGUGUUCGGUGUUGACAACAUCGACAACACGCCAACAUGGCACUCAAGGGUCUGUUUAUAGCUGUGUAUGCCUCCAAUGGCAUCAUAAGAACGCUCUUUCUGCCAAUAUGGUAUAUCUUGCUACUCAGUCCCUUCAUAUUGGCUGUAGCUUACUACUACGGACUCGGACAAACACUGCAAGGCUUCGUGGGCGACGACUUUUCCUGGUUCGACAUCCUACCGCAAUUUGCGAUCUCAGCAGUCUUUCUCCUUCUUCCAACAAGGUUGCUCUCUGGCUCAGGAGGCACAAGCAAAAGCAAGGAUGGCGGGAAGAGCAGGGUACAGUCGCUGCCAUACUGGAUUCCAGGGAUCCGACACCUGGGAAGCAUUGUCUCUGGCGAAGAAGACUGGUUGAAGGGAGUCAGAGAUUCAUCGACACACAGCAUCAUCUCGUAUCAGGCAGCCGGUGCAAAACACGUUGUCAUCCUCACGGUCACUCUCCUGGAAGAACUCCACAGGAAAUGUACCAGCUUAGGAGAGCACACCACUUCUAGAUGGGCGAUACUUCGCAACGCAUUCGGUAUGCCAAAGGGCUUUGAGAAUGAAUACUUUGAGCUGCUGCCCAAGGUCAGCGAGUUUGUUGACGCCGAAAUCUUUCGCUCAAAAUCGAUGGAAACUCUCGUCGCCGCAUCAUGCAAGAUUCUCACAGAUACUCUACCGGAUCUUAUCACAUUCAACUCGUCAAUCGUCGACCAGAUGCAAUGGGAACGGACGGCCAACAUUGAGCUGACUGACGGUACUUCAGAAGCGGAGUGCGACUUCUUCGUCUUGAUCAACGACUUCUGCUGCAACACGAUACUUGGACCUAUUGCUGGUGCACAAUUCCCUGAAUCCUACCAACUGUUGGCCUCAGAUCUAGCGGACAUCAACAGGCACUACUACGCACUAGCUCUUGGGUUACCACGACUGUCACCAAUCCAAGGACUACCAACAGCAGCAUUGGCUAAGAGAAGGCUUCUCCAGAACUUUACCAGGUUGUUCAAGGAGCUUACAGAGCCAAAAGUCAGACGAGUGCCAGACGAUGACGAAAGCAUGAGCGAAGAGGAAACAGAUGCCGACACAUCGACGCCGCUUGCAACACUCAAUGAGCUGUUCAUGAAACAUGACAUACCCAUUUCAGCGCGAGCGGCUAUCGCUCUUCAUCUGAUACACAGCAUCGUUGCAGAAGUCGUCCCUCUCGCUUUCUGGACUUUGCUCCAGGUGUACUUCUCCUCGACCUGGCCGCUAGCGCAGAGCGACCAAGCGACACCUUUCGCAAAGAUCAAAGAGGAGACAAAAUCGUGGGCGCAAGCCAUCCAGCCCCCAUCAAUCCACCCCUUGUUCCCUGCACCACCCGAGAUCUCAUAUACCUCACCCGCUCAGUUUCAGAGCCCGACGCCCUUUCCAUACCUACACUCUUGCAUCAACGAAGCUCGGCGCCUCUACAACUCCUCAGCUACUUUGUACACCAUUGGCAAGCCCACAGUUCUGGAUGAGAAGAGUCUACGUCCUGGCGUUCAGGAGCAGUGGGAACUCGAGGCCGGCUCACACAUUGACCUUGGUCUCUCAAGAAGCCUGAUCAACAACUCGUCCGCAAACUUCGCUUCGCCUGAAACGUUCAAGCCAGACCGCUUUGUCAAGUCCGCACCUGGCCCUUCCAUUGUUUCCACAGCGGACACCUCGGAGCAAUACAAAACCGCGCUGCUAGUUUCUAUCAUAGCAGGUAUCGUCCAGUUGUGGGAGAUCAGCCCAGCACCAAAAAAGACGUUUAUAGAGAAGAUGAUCGAGGUCCGUGAUGAAGUGCACGCUGGUGCUGCCGCUCUGGACAGCGAUGGGAAGGUGAACAAGAGUAAUAGCCGAGUGGAAAAGGACGGAGAAGAGAAGAAGACGGGUGAGUGGGUUCUUCCCAAGGCGCUAGAUGCGGCGAGUGUCAAGGUACCGAAAAGCGAUGUGAGAGUCAGGAUUAGGAGGAGGGACAACCUGCCGGCGCCGAAGGUGCCGAGGAAGAGGUAGUUGAGGUCAGAUAGUCAACUCCUACGAGCCAGUGCUGAAAGAUCCAUGAGAGGCCACAAAAUUGUUCCGAGUAGACGUCUGACAUGUUGAAUUCAAGUCAAACAACUUCUCAACCGCCUUCAAGGUUU
Messenger RNA from Macroventuria anomochaeta, 2345 nucleotides. RefSeq lists its product as uncharacterized. Gene Ontology annotation, molecular function: monooxygenase activity; iron ion binding; oxidoreductase activity, acting on paired donors, with incorporation or reduction of molecular oxygen. The record is from RefSeq and is a predicted model, not a curated record. The transcript has a single exon. The coding region runs from base 223 to 2217 and encodes 664 amino acids. NCBI's taxonomy places the organism in Eukaryota, Fungi, Ascomycota, Dothideomycetes, Pleosporales, Didymellaceae.